AGCGGCAUCCAGUGGCCUGGACCAGUGCGGCUGCAGUGGUGAUCACGCUGGAACCUGCUGAUGGGACAAAAGGACAACAAAGGCCGGGACGCGAUGCUGGCAGCGGCCAGUGAGCGUGCGAGGACCCGGCUAGAUGUCACGGGAGCGGAGGGAUGCGGGCUCCGCGGGUGAAGGGGCGCCGGGUGCCCUGAGAGCCGGGCUGGGACCAGGACUGCGGGGCUCCGCGGUCGUUUUCGGAAACCGCCCUCUGGAAGGACAGAGAAGCUCCUUUCUCCCGCUGUGCCUCUGGUCUCAAAAGUGAUGCCAGGAUGCAGGUGUCCCCAGUGCCAGAAGAGAGAUGCCCACCAAGGAGCCCUGCGCGUCUGCUGAGACGAGAGUGAGGCACACGCAGCCCGAGACCGGCCACGGGGUCCACCACCUUCCGAAAGAAACACGGGAGCGCCUCAGCUGAAAACAGCUCAUCUUCGCUUUGGGGAAAAGCCAAGACCCAUCAGCUAGUCGAUACCAUUUUUCCCUGAGACCAUCUGUGGGUUAUUGGGGCAGAGGCCAAGCCCAAGAAGGUGCUGUUUCGAGACUGGAGGCUCGCGCGAAGGGGCACAGGCACAGGACUCAGCGAUGCUUCUGGACGCCGCCGCCGGCGGCCGAUGAGCGGACCCUGAGGGGGCUCAGCCUCUCCCCUGGGCAGGCAGAGCCCAACGGGACGACGCGCUUAAAGGAAGCCCAGGCCCGACCGGGGAGAAAGAACAAGAUUUCAUGGUCUUCCCAGACGGACGGUCCAGGCCACGGGAUCAUGGAGACCCAGGAAAAGAGGUGGCUGCGGGUGACCGUGCUGCCCGGCUGCGUGGGCUGCAGGACGGUGGCCGUGCCCGCGUCCUGGACGGUGCGUGACGUGAAGCGGCGCCUCGCGGCCGAGACGGGCUUCCCGGCGUCGGAGCAGCGGCUGUGGCUCGGCGGCCGGCAGUUAUGUGACUGGAUCCCGAUUGGAGAGCUGGCUCGCGGCAGUCGUCAUCUCUUUGUAAACCUUCAGUCAAAAGGCUUAAAAGGGGGAGGUCGAUUUGGGCAAACAACCCCACCGCUUGUCGAUUUUCUCAAGGACAUUCUGAGAAGAUACCCAGAAGGAGGACAGAUUCUCAAGGAAUUAAUUCAGAACGCAGAAGAUGCUGGGGCCACAGAGGUUAAAUUUUUAUAUGAUGAAACUCAGUAUGGAACAGAGACGCUCUGGUCGAAAGACAUGGCACAGUAUCAGGGGCCAGCCCUCUACGUGUACAACAACGCGGUCUUCACCCCGGAGGACUGGCACGGCAUCCAGGAGAUCGCGCGCAGCCGGAAAAAGGACGACCCUUUGAAGGUCGGAAGAUUUGGAAUCGGGUUUAAUUCUGUCUAUCAUAUCACAGAUGUUCCUUGUAUCUUCAGUGGGGACCAGAUUGGGAUGCUGGAUCCCCAUCAAACCCUGUUUGGUCCACACGAAUCAGGCCAGUGUUGGAAUCUUAAAGAUGACAGCAAAGAAAUCAGCGAGCUUGCAGACCAGUUUGCACCGUUUAUUGGCAUUUUUGGAAGCACCGAGGAAACGUUUCUAAGCGGCAGUUUUCCGGGCACAUUCUUCCGGUUCCCCCUCCGCCUGCAGCCCUCGCAGCUUAGCGGUAACCUCUACAAUAAGCAGAAGGUUCUCGAGUUGUUCGAGUCCUUCCGGGCCGAUGCAGACACGGUGCUGCUCUUCCUGAAAAGUGUGCAGGACGUCUCCUUGCAUGUCCGCGAGGCCGAUGGCACCGAGAAGCUGGUGUUCAGGGUGACGGCCAGCGAGGGCGAGGCCCCGAAGCUGGAGCGGCCGGACGCCGUCAGGGCCCUGGGCGCCGCCAUCAGCAGCUACUGUGCCAAGGUGCCCAGCAAGAGCAUAACCUGCGCGACGUACCCGAUGGACGUGGUGGUGGAGGACGCGUGCGCUGGGGGCACGCAGAGGACGUCUUGGCUGGUGUGUAACAGUGUGGGCGGCCGGGGCAUCAGUACCCAGCUGGACGCGCUGGCCGACGAGUUGAAGUUCGUGCCGGUCAUUGGCAUAGCCAUGCCCUUGUCCAGCGGGGGCGAGGAGGCGGGCGGGGCAGCCUCCGGCUUCGUGGGGAGAGCCUUCUGCUUCCUCCCUCUGCCGCCGGGCGACGAGAGCAAGACGGGCCUCCCUGUGCACAUCAGCGGCUUCUUCGGCCUGACGGACAAUCGCAGAAGCAUCAAAUGGAGAGAGCUGGACCAGUGGAGGGACCCGGCGGCCUUGUGGAACGAGCUGCUGGUCGGGAGCGUGGUCCCUCGCGCCUACGCCACCCUGAUCCUGGAUGCCAUCAGCCGCCUGCAGGCGGAAAGGAGCCCCGGCCUGCCGCUGUCGGCCGAUGCCGUCUACAGGCUUUGGCCGGACGUGGACCGGGCCCGGGUGCACUGGCAGCCCGUGCUGGAGCCUCUGUUUCGCGAGCUGUUCCAGAACGAGGUCCUUUACUCCCUCAGCGGCCACUGGGUCAGGCUGGAGCAGGCGUGCUUCUCCGAGCUGGACGAGAGUCUGGACUACACCAGGUCUGUGCUCAGCUACCUCCAGAGCGCCGGGAAGCAGGUGGUCAAGGUGCCGGCCCACGUGGCUGCUGCCGUCCAGCUGGCCGCCGCCGGUGCCAGGCCCGCGGGGAAGGUGACGCCCGCGUGGACACGGCAGGUGCUGAGGAAGGCGGCCCCCCUGGGCGGCGCUGCCGAGAAGCUUCACCUGCUCGAGUUUGUGCUCUCCGACCAGGCCUACAGCGAGCUGCUCGGGCUGGAGCUGCUGCCUUUGCAAAGUGGAAGCUUUGUUCCCUUCUCCUCGUCUGUCUCAGACCAGGAUGUCGUCUAUAUUACCUCAGAGGACCACCCCAGGUCCCUCUUCCCAGGUCUCGAAGGAAGAUUUAUUUUGGAUAACUUGAAACCUCAUCUUCUGGCUGCUUUAAAGGAAGCUGCCCAAACACGAGCACAACAGCUUCUCUGGGGAUAUUCAGGAAGACCGUGUACUCAGCUGCAGCUGCUCAGCCCGGAGCGUUUCGCCCGUCUCAUCAAGGAAGUAGUGAGCAACUUCUGGCCCGGCAGAGACCUGGUCGUUCAGUGGUACCCGUGUGACAGAGACAGGAAUCACCCGCCCGUUUCGUGGCUGAAAAUGGUUUGGAAGCACCUCUACGUACAUUUUUCCGAGGAUCUGACUUUAUUUGAUGAGAUGCCGCUUAUCCCUAGCACGGCUCUAGAAGAAGGUCAGACGUGCGUGGAACUCAUUAGACUCAGGAUUCCAUCACUGGUCAUUUUAGACGAUGAAUCGGAAGCACAGCUCCCAGAAUUUUUAGCAGACAUUGUGCAAAAGCUCGGAGGGACUGUGCUUAAAAAAUUAGAUGCCUCCAUCCAACAUCCACUUAUUAAGAAAUACAUUCACUCGCCGUCCCCGCAUGCUGUUCUGCAGGUCAUGGAGAAGAUGCCGCUGCAGAGACUGUGCAGUCAGAUAGCCUCGCUCCUUCCCACGCACAAGGACGCCCUCAGGCAGUUCUUCGCCAGUUUGACCGACAGCAGCGAGAGGGAGAGAAGAAUCAUCCAGGAACUGACCAUAUUCAAGCGCAUUAACCAUUCCCCCAGCGAGGGCGUUUCCUCUUACACGAAGCUGAAAGGCUGCCGGGUCCUGCACCACACGGCCCGGCUCCCGGCAGGCCUGCGCCUGUCUCUCCCCGUCAUCGACAGCAGUGACGAGGCCACCAUCCGCCUGGCAAACCUGCUCAAAGUGGAGACGUUAAAGACCACCACCUGCUUAAAGCUGAUUGUCAAAGACAUUGAAAGCGCGUUUUACUCUCAGGAAGAGACAACACACCUUAUGCUGUGGGUUCUUGAGAACCUGUCCUCUCUUAAAAACGAGAAUCCAAAUGUGCUGGAGUGGCUGGUGCCGUUAAAAUUCAUUCAGCUCUCGCAGGGACGGGUGGUCUCGGCCAGCGAGCUCUUCGAUCCCGCUGUGGACGUGUUACGGGAUCUCUUCUACAGCGAAGAAGAAACCUGCUUCCCGCCCCCAGCCUUCACCUCGCCAGAUAUUCUUCACUCUUUAAGACAGAUCGGUUUGAAAAACGAAGCCAGUCUCAAAGAGAAAGAUGUCGUGCAAGUGGCUAAAAAAAUCGAGGCCUUACAGGUCAGUUCUUGUCCAAAUCAGGACCCUCUCCUGAAGAAAGCCAGGACGCUCUUACUGGUCUUAAAUAAGAACCACGCCCUGCUGCAGUCGUCGGAAGGAAAGGUGACACUGAAGAAAAUCAGAUGGGUUCCAGCUUGCAAGGAGAGGCCUCCAAACUACCCAGGCUCUUUAGUCUGGAAGGGGGACCUCUGUGACCUCUGUGCGCCCCCGGACAUGUGCGACGCAGCCCACGCCAUUCUGGUUGGCUCGUCCCUUCCCCUCGUGGAGAGUGUCCAUGGAAACUUGGAAAAGGCUUUAGGUAUCUUCACGAAACCCAGUAUCAGUGCUGUCCUGAAGCACCUCAAAGCUGUCGUGGACUGGUACACGUCCAAGAACUUUAGUGAUGAGGACUACUAUCAGUUCCAGCACAUUCUGCUGGAAAUUUAUGGAUUCAUGCACGACCACUUAAAUGAGGGGAAAGAUGCUUUUAGAGCCUUGAAGUUUCCGUGGGUUUGGACUGGCAAAAAGUUUUGUCCUCUGGCCCAGGCUGUGAUAAAACCAUUCCAUGACCUUGAUCUUCAGCCUUAUUUGCAUAGUGUGCCUAAAACCAUGGCGAAAUUCCACCAGCUGUUUAAGGCGUGUGGUUCAAUCGAGGAACUGACUUCAGAUCACAUUUCCAUGGUCAUUCAGAAGGUGUAUGUCAAAAGUGAGCAAGAGCUCAGUGACCAGGAGAGCAAACAGAAUCUUCACCUCAUGCUGAACAUCAUCAGGUGGCUGUACAGCAAUCAGAUUCCCGCGAGCCCCAACACACCCGUUCCCAUCCAUCACAGCAAAGACCCCUCCAAACUCGUCAUGAAGCCAAUUCACGAAUGCUGUUACUGUGACAUCAAGGUUGACGACCUUAACGACUUGCUGGAAGAUUCGGUGGAGCCCAUCAUUUUGGUGCAUGAGGACAUACCCAUGAAAACCGCGGAAUGGCUCAAAGUCCCAUGCCUCAGUACCAGACUGAUCAACCCCGAAAACAUGGGCUUUGAGCAGUCGGGACAGAGAGAACCACUCACGGUAAGAAUUAAAAACAUUCUGGAAGAGUACCCGUCGGUGUCGGAUAUCUUUAAAGAGCUGCUUCAGAAUGCGGACGACGCCAAUGCCACGGAGUGCAGUUUCCUGAUCGACAUGCGGAGGAACCUGGACAUCCGUGAGAGCCUCCUGGACCCGGGGAUGGCGGCCUGCCACGGGCCGGCGCUCUGGUCCUUCAACAACUCGGAGUUCUCAGACGCGGACUUCGUGAACAUCACGAGGCUCGGGGAGUCGCUCAAGCGGGGAGAGGUUGACAAGGUCGGGAAGUUUGGCCUCGGCUUUAACUCCGUGUACCACAUCACCGACAUCCCCAUCAUCAUGAGCCGAGAGUUCAUGAUCAUGUUUGACCCAAACAUAAACCACAUCAGUAAACACAUCAAAGACAGAUCUAAUCCUGGGAUCAAAAUUAACUGGAGUAAGCAGCAGAAGAGACUCAGGAAGUUCCCCAAUCAGUUCAAGCCAUUCAUAGACGUCUUCGGCUGUCAGCUGCCUCUGACGGUAGAGGCACCUUACAGCUACGGCGGAACUCUCUUCCGACUGUCCUUCCGAACGCAGCAGGAAGCGAAGGUGAGUGAAGUGAGCAGCACCUGCUAUAACACGGCAGAUAUUUACGCUCUCGUGGACGAAUUUAGUCUCUGUGGACACAGGCUUAUCAUUUUCACUCAGAGUGUAACCUCCAUGUAUUUGAAGUACUUGAAAAUCGAGGAAAGCAACCCCAGCUUAGCCCAAGAUACAAUAAUAAUUAAAAAAAAGUCGUGCCCUUCCAAAGCACUGAGCGCACCCGUCGUAAGCGUCUUAAGAGAAGCUGCCAAGCUCAUGAAGACGUGCGGCAGCGGUAAUAAAAAGCUCCCCGCCGAAGCACCCAAGUCCUCCUGCAUCCUCCAGAUCACGGUGGAAGAAUUUCACCACGUGUUCAGAAGGAUCGCCGACUUACAGUCGCCGCUUUUCAGAGGCCCGGAUGACGACCCAGCCGCGCUCUUUGAGAUGGCCAAGUCCGGCCAAUCCAAAAAGCCGUCGGACGAGUUGCCGCAGAAAACAGUGGAGUGUACCACGUGGCUUAUAUGCAGCUGCAUGGACACGGGAGAGGCCCUCAGGUUCUCCCUGAGUGAAAGCGGAAGAAGGCUGGGGCUGGUUCCCUGUGGGGCAGUGGGCGUUCUUCUGGCCGAGGUCCAGGACCACACGUGGGCUGUGCGACCCCAGGCUGGGGAGGUGUUCUGCUACUUGCCCCUGCGCAUAAAAACGGGACUGCCGGUCCACAUCAACGGGUGCUUUGCCGUCACUUCCAACAGAAAGGAGGUCUGGAAGACAGACACGAAAGGACGGUGGAACAGCACCUUCAUGAGACACGUGAUCGUGAAAGCCUACCUGGAGGCGCUCUGCGUGCUUCGCGACCUGGCCGCCAGCGGCGAGCUGAUGGACUACACCUACCAUGCCGUGUGGCCUCACCCCGAUUUGGUUCACGAUGACUUUUCCGUCAUCUGCCAAGGGUUUUAUGAGGACAUAGCUCACGGGCGAGGGAAGGAACUGACCAGAGUCUUCUCGGAUGGGUCUACGUGGGUUUCUAUGAAGCACGUGAGGUUUCUAGAUGACUCUAUACUUAAAAGAAGAGACGUCGGCCCCGCCGCCUUCAAGAUAUUCUUGAAGUACCUCAAGAAGACAGGGCCGGAAACCCUCUGUGCUGUUGAGCUUCCUUCUUCAGUAAAAUUAGGAUUCGAAGAAGCUGGCUGCAAACAGAUACUGCUUGAAAAUACAUUUUCGGAGAAGCAGUUUUUCUCAGAAGUGUUUUUCCCAAAUAUUCAAGACAUUGAAGCAGAACUCCGAGAUCCUUUAAUGAAUUUUGUUCUCAACGAGAAAGUUGACGAGUUCUCAGGAAUCCUCCGAGUUACUCCGUGUAUUCCUUGCUCUCUGGAGGGGCACCCUCUGGUCUUACCCUCAAGGUUAAUCCACCCUGAGGGACGGGUCGCAAAGUUAUUUGACACUAAAGAUGGACGGUUUCCUUACGGCUCUACUCGGGAUUACCUAAACCCUAUUAUCCUGAUUAAACUCGUCCAGCUAGGUAUGGCCAAAGAUGAUAUCUUAUGGGACGACAUGCUGGAACGAGCAGAGUCAAUAGCUGAAAUUAAUGAGAGCGAUCACGGCGCUGCUUGUCUAAGAAGUAGCAUUCUGUUAAGUCUGAUUGAUGAAAAACUAAAAAUAAGGGAUCCUAGAGCAAAGGAUUUUGCUGCAAAAUAUCAAACAAUCCCCUUCCUUCCGUUUCUAACAAAACCAGCAGGGUUUUCUUUGGACUGGAAAGGUAACAGUUUUAAGCCUGAAACCAUGUUUGCGGCAACGGACCUUUACACGGCUGAGUAUCAAGAUAUGGUUUGUCUUCUGCACCCAAUUCUGAAUGAAAAUUCCCAUUCCUUCAGAGGUUGUGGCUCCAUGCCACUGGCUGUUAAAGAGUUUUUGGGAUUACUGAGGAAGCCCACGGUUGAUCUGGUGGUGAGGCAGCUGAAAGAAGUUGCGAAGUCAGCUGAUGAUGGGGUCGGACUGUACCAAGAAAGCAUCACCAGCGCCUGCUACAGAUACCUCCACGAGGCAGCGACGCAGAGCGACAGCGCCAAGGCAGCCAUCGUGGAAAGGUUAAGAACCUUCAGCUUCAUUCUGGUGGAGAACGCCUAUGUCGACGUGGAAAAAGUCGCUUUUCAUUUGAAUUUUGAAGCAGCCCCAUACCUUUAUCAGUUGCCUAAUAAAUAUAAAAAUAACUUCCGUGAACUUUUUGAAAGUGUGGGCGUGAGGCAGUCUUUCUCUGUGGAAGAUUUUGCUCGCGUUUUGGAAUCGAUUGAUCAAGAGAAGGAAUCAAAACAGAUAACUGAAGAGAAGUUUCAGCUUUGCCGGCGAAUAAUCAGUGAAGGAAUAUGGGGUCUCAUUAGAGAGAAGAAACAAGAAUUUUGUGAGAAAAAUUAUGGCAAAAUACUGUUGCCAGAUACUAAUCUUAGGCUUCUUCCUGCCAAAUCUCUGUGCUACAAUGAUUGUCCCUGGAUAAAAGUAAAGGAUUCCACCGUAAAAUACUGUCAUGCGGAUAUACCGAGGGAAGUGGCUGUAAAACUAGGUGCCGUCCCCAAGCGCCAUAAAGCCCUGGAGAGGUACGCGUCCAACAUCUGCUUUACGGCGCUCGGCACCGAAUUUGGACAGAAAGAGAAGCUGACCAGCAGGAUUAAGAGCAUCCUUAAUGCCUAUCCUUCGGAAAAGGAAAUGCUGAAAGAACUUCUUCAGAAUGCUGACGAUGCAAAGGCCACAGAAAUCUGUUUUGUGUUUGACCCCAGACAGCAUCCCGUGGAUAGAAUAUUUGAUGAUAAGUGGGCUCCCUUGCAGGGCCCAGCGCUGUGCGUGUAUAACAACCAACCCUUUACGGAAGACGAUGUCCGAGGAAUUCAGAAUCUUGGCAAAGGCACCAAAGAGGGAAACCCCUGUAAAACGGGCCAGUACGGAAUAGGAUUCAAUUCUGUGUAUCACAUCACGGACUGCCCGUCCUUUAUUUCCGGCAAUGACAUCCUGUGUAUCUUCGAUCCCCACGCCAGGUACGCCCCGGGGGCCACGUCCGUUAGUCCCGGACGCAUGUUUAGGGAUCUGGAUGCAGAUUUUAGGACGCAGUUCUCAGACGUCCUGGACCUUUACUUGGGGACCCACUUUAAACUGGACAACUGCACCAUGUUCAGGUUCCCGCUCCGGAACGCGGAGAUGGCGAAAGUUUCAGAAAUUUCUUCCGUUCCGUCCUCAGACAGAAUGGUCCAGAAUCUUCUGGACAAACUGCGGUCAGAUGGGGCAGAACUUCUAAUGUUUCUGAAUCACAUGGAAAAAAUUUCUAUCUGUGAGAUCGAUAAAGCCACUGGAGCCCUAAAUGUGCUGUACUCCGUGAAAGGCAAAAUCACCGACGGAGACAGGCUGAAAAGGAAGCAGUUUCACGCCUCUGUGAUGGACAGUGUCUCCAAAAAGAGGCAGCUCAAGGACAUCCCGGUUCAGCAGAUCACCUACACCAUGGACACCGAGGACUCGGAGGGAAACCUCACGGCCUGGCUCAUCUGCAACAGGUCGGGCUUCUCAAGCCUGGAGAGGGUGUCCAGGAGCGUCCUGUCAGCCCACAGGAACCAGGACAUCACCCUCUUCCCCCGCGGCGGAGUGGCUGCCUGCAUCACGCACAACUACAAGAAGCCCCACCGGGCCUUCUGCUUUUUGCCCCUCUCUUUGGAGACGGGGCUCCCCUUCCACGUCAACGGCCACUUUGCCCUCGACUCAGCCAGGAGGAACCUGUGGCGGGACGAUGACGGGGUCGGCGUUCGGAGUGACUGGAACAACAGCCUCAUGACGGCCCUCAUCGCGCCCGCCUACGUGGAACUGCUGAUCCAGUUGAAAAAGCGGUACUUCCCGGGUUCCGACCCAGCACUGUCCGUUUUACAGAACACGCCCAUUCACGUGGUGAAGGACACGCUGAAGAAGUUUUUGUCGUUUUUCCCCGUGAACAGGCUUGAUCUGCAGCCGGACCUGUACUGUCUGGUGAAAGCCCUGUACAGCUGCAUUCACGAAGACAUGAAGCGCCUCUUACCUGUCGUCCGGGCUCCCAACAUCGACGGCUCCGACCUGCACUCUGCAGUUAUAAUCACCUGGAUUAACAUGUCGACCUCAAGCAAGACCAGACCCUUUUUUGACAAUUUACUGCAGGAUGAGUUACAGCACCUGAAAAAUGCAGAUUAUAACAUCACCACACGCAAAACAGUGGCGGAGAACGUCUACAGGCUGAAGCACCUGCUUUUGGAAAUUGGUUUCAACCUGGUUUACAACUGUGAUGAAACUGCUAACCUGUACCACUGCCUCGUGGACGCCGACAUUCCUGUGAGUUACGUCACCCCCGCCGACGUCCGGGCUUUUCUCAUGACGUUUUCCUCCCCCGACACGAGCUGCCACAUCGGGAAGCUGCCUUGUCGUCUGCAGCAGACCAACCUGAAGCUGUUCCACAGUUUGAAACUUUUGGUUGAUUACUGCUUUAAGGACGCAGAGGAACGUGAGAUCGAGGUGGAGGGCCUGCCCCUCCUCAUCACCCUGGACAGCGUGCUGCAAACGUUCGACGCAAGGCGACCCAAGUUUCUGACCACGUACCAUGAACUGAUCCCGUCCCGCAAAGACCUGUUCAUGAACACGCUGUAUCUGAAGUACAGUAACAUCUUGCUGAGCUGCAACGUGGCCAAAGUGUUUGACAUUUCCAGCUUCGCUGACUUGUUAUCGUCCGUGCUGCCUCGUGAGUAUAAGACCAAAACCUGUACAAAGUGGAAGGACAACUUUGCAAGUGAGUCUUGGCUUAAGAAUGCCUGGCAUUUUGUCAGUGAAGCUGUCAAUGUCAAGGAAGAUCAAGACGAGGCAAAACCCAACUUCGACGCUGUCGCUGACACCCUGAAAGACUGGGCGCUGCUCCCCGGAACCAAGUUCACGGUUUCGGCCAAUCAGCUGGUGGUGCCCGAGGGCGACGUCCUGCUGCCUCUGAGUCUCAUGCACAUCGCCGUUUUCCCAAACGCCCAGAGCGACAAGGUUUUCCACGCUCUCAUGAAAGCCGGCUGUAUCCAGCUUGCCUUGAACAAGAUCUGCUCCAAAGACAGUGCGUUUGUUCCUCUGCUGUCCCGUCACACGGCAAACAUCGAGAGCCCCACGAGUAUUCUGAAGGCUGUGCACUACAUGGUCCAAACCUCAACAUUUAGAACGGACAAGUUAGUAGAAAAUGACUUUGAAGCGCUCUUGAUGUAUUUCAACUGCAAUUUGAAUCACCUGAUGUCCCAAGACGACAUAAAAAUUCUAAAGUCACUUCCCUGCUACAAGUCCAUCAGUGGUCGCUACAUGAGCAUUGCAAAGUUCGGAACGUGCUAUGUGCUCACGAAAAGCAUCCCUUCGGCCGAAGUGGAAAAGUGGACACAAUUAUCGUCGUCUGCGUUUCUUGAAGAAAAAAUGCACCUAAAGGAACUGUACGAGGUGCUCGGUUGUGUCCCCGUAGAUGAUCUGGAGGUUUAUCUGAAACACCUCCUACCCAAAAUUGAAAAUCUCUCCUACGAUGCAAAAUUAGAGCAUCUCAUCUAUCUUAAGAAUAGGUUAUCAAGUAGCGAGGAACUGUCAGAGAUCAAGGAACAACUUUUUGAAAAGCUGGAAAGUUUACUGAUAAUUCAUGACGCCAACGGGCGGCUAAAGCAAGCAAAACAUUUCUAUGAUAGAACCGUGAGAGUUUUUGAGGUUAUGCUUCCUGAGAAAUUGUUUAUUCCUAAGGACUUCUUUAAAAAAUUGGAACAACUUAUAAAGCCCAAAAAUCAAGCUGCAUUUAUGACCUCCUGGGUAGAAUUCUUGAGAAAUAUUGGACUAAAACACAUACUUUCUCAGCAGCAGUUGUUACAGUUUGCUAAGGAAAUCAGUGUGAGAGCCAAUACGGAAAACUGGUCCAAAGAAACGCUGCAAAACACAGUUGAUAUCCUUCUCCACCAUAUUUUCCAGGAACGAAUGGAUUUGUUAUCUGGAAAUUUCCUGAAGGAACUCUCUUUAAUACCAUUCUUAUGUCCCGAGCGGGCCCCUGCUGAAUUUAUUCGAUUUCACCCUCAGUAUCAAGAAGUGAACGGAACCCUCCCUCUUAUAAAGUUCAACGGAGCCCAGGUAAAUCCCAAAUUCAAGCAAUGCGAUGUGCUCCAGCUCUUAUGGACGUCCUGCCCUAUCCUUCCAGAGAAAGCCACACCCUUGAGCAUCAGAGAGCAAGAGGGCAGCGAGCUUGGCCCACAGGAGCAGCUGGAGCAGGUUUUGAGCAUGCUGAGCGUGAACCUGGACCCGCCUCUGGAUAAGGUCAUCAGUAACUGCAGAAACAUAUGCAACAUCACGACCCUGGACGAAGACAUGGUCAAAACCAGAGCAAGGGUCUUGCGGAGCAUAUACGAAUUUCUCAGCGCAGAAAAAAGGGAGUUUCGCUUUCAGCUGCGGGGGGUUGCUUUCGUGAUGGUGGAGGAUGGCUGGAAACUUCUGAAGCCAGAGGAGGUGGUGAUAAACCUGGAGUACGAGUCCGACUUCAAACCGUAUCUGUACAAGCUGCCGUUGGAGCUCGGCACCUUUCAUCAGCUCUUCAAACACCUGGGGACUGAGGACGUCAUUUCCACGAAGCAGUAUGUCGAGGUGCUGAGCCGCAUAUUCAAAAAUUCCGAAGGAAAGCAGCUGGAUCCCAAUGAGAUGCGCACCGUCAAGAGAGUAGUGUCCGGCUUGUUCAAGAGUCUGCAGAACGACUCCGUCAAGGUGCGGGGCGACCUCGAGAGCGUGCGGGACCUCGCGCUGUACCUGCCGAGCCAGGACGGGAGGCUGGUGAAGUCCAGCAUCCUGGUGUUUGACGACGCCCCGCACUACAAGAGCAGGAUCCAGGGGAACAUCGGCGUGCAGAUGCUGGUGGAUCUCAGCCAGUGCUACCUGGGGAAGGACCACGGGUUCCACACGAAGCUGAUCAUGCUCUUUCCCCAGAAGCUCCGGCCGCGCCUGCUGAGCAGCAUCCUCGAGGAGCAGCUGGACGAGGAGACGCCCAAGGUCUGCCAGUUUGGAGCCCUGUGCUCCCUGCAGGGCAGGCUGCAGUUGCUCCUGUCUUCGGAGCAGUUCAUCACGGGCCUGAUUCGAAUCAUGAAGCACGAAAACGACAACGCCUUCCUGGCCAACGAGGAGAAAGCCAUCCGACUCUGCAAAGCCCUGCGCGAAGGACUGAAGGUGUCCUGCUUUGAGAAGCUUCAGACCACGUUGCGGGUGAAGGGGUUCAACCCCAUCCCCCACAGCAGGAGUGAGACGUUCGCCUUCCUCAAGAGGUUUGGGACCGCGGUCAUCCUGCUCUACAUCCAGCACUCGGACAGCAAAGACAUCAACUUCCUCUUGGCCUUGGCCAUGACGCUGAAGUCGGCCACCGACAAUCUCAUCUCGGACACUUCCUAUCUGAUUGCCAUGCUGGGCUGCAACGAUAUUUACAGGAUCAGCGAGAAGCUGGACAGUCUGGGGGUGAAAUACGACUCCUCGGAGCCAUCGAAACUUGAACUCCCAAUGCCCGGCACGCCGAUACCUGCAGAGAUUCACUACACGCUGCUUAUGGAUCCGAUGAACGUUUUCUACCCGGGAGAGUACGUGGGGUACCUCGUUGAUGCCGAAGGGGGUGACAUCUACGGGUCUUACCAGCCGACGUAUACGUACGCCAUCAUUGUACAGGAAGUUGAGAGGGAAGAUGCGGACAACUCCAGUUUUCUAGGAAAGAUCUAUCAGAUUGACAUCGGCUACAGUGAAUAUAAAAUAGUUAGCUCUCUCGAUCUGUAUAAGUUUUCAAGGCCAGAGGAGAGCUCUCAGAGCAGAGACAGCGCCCCGUCCACACCCACCAGCCCCACGGAGUUCCCGGCCCCGGGUCUGCGAAGCAUCCCGCCUCUCUUCUCUGGCAGAGAGACCCCCAAGACCCCAUCGUCCAAGCAUCAUUCCCCCAAAAAGCUGAAGGCGAAUUCUCUACCAGAAAUUUUAAAAGAGGUGACAUCCGUGGUGGAGCAAGCCUGGAAGCUUCCAGAGUCUGAACGGAAAAAGAUUAUCAGGCGGUUGUAUUUGAAAUGGCACCCUGACAAGAACCCAGAAAACCAUGACCUUGCUAAUGAAGUUUUCAAGCAUUUGCAGAAUGAAAUCAACAGAUUAGAGAAACAGGCUUUUCUGGAUCAAAAUUCAGACAGAGCCUCAAGGCGCCCAUUUUCAACCCCGGCAUCGCGGUUUCCGUCAGACAAGUUCUCCUUUCAGAGGUUUUACACGUCCUGGAAUCAAGAGGCAACGAGCCAUAAAUCUGAGAGGCAGCAACAAAACAAGGAAAAGUGCCCACCUUCAGCCGGACAGACUUACUCUCAGCGGUUCUUCGUUCCUCCCACGUUCAAGUCGGUCGGUAACCCGGUCGAAGCUCGGAGGUGGUUACGACAAGCCAGAGCGAAUUUCUCUGCUGCCAGGAAUGACCUUCACAAAAAUGCGAACGAGUGGGUGUGCUUUAAAUGCUUCCUCUCUACCAAGCUGGCUCUGAUCGCCGCCGACUACGCCGUGAGGGGCAAGUCUGACAAAGACGUGAAGCCAACCGCACUGGCGCAGAAAAUCGAGGAGUACGGACAGCAGCUGGAAGGCCUGACGAAUGACGUCCACACCUUGGAAGCCUAUGGUGUGGACGGUUUAAAAACAAGAUACCCCGACCUGCUGCCCUUCCCCCAGAUCCCAAACGACAGGUUCACUUCCGAGGUUGCCAUGAGGGUGAUGGAGUGCACGGCCUGUAUCAUCAUCAAGCUCGAAAACUUUAUACAGCAGAAGUUGUGAAAGUAUUUAAAGAAAAAGCAGAGCCAGAUCUUGAAUGUGUUGUAGCACAAAUAGGAAUUGCUAUGCCUCCUUGAGCUUCCCCGUCCGCUGUUUUGGAAUUGCAAAGCACACUCCGACUGCUUGGGAAGGAGUUGGGAGCUGUGAGCCUGCCCAUCGACAGAGCAACUUGCCUGACCGCCAGUGUACCUGGCCGGCCGGGCCGGGCCUCGUUCACCCGCUCUGUGUACAACCAAAGCUUAGCGGUCUGUCAGCUAAGAGGCCAGCGUCUCUGCUUUGGAUGAAGUUAGUUUUCUGUUUCUAACAUGGUCCAUUUGAAGAGCUCAUGAAACACUGGACAUGUCACUGGUUUCAACAACUAAGGGGAAUUACGUCUCUGGAAUUCAUGAUUUCUUUAAGUGGAUCCUCUUUGGAUGUGUUAUUUUCUUAUCAGCUGGAUCUGAUGAUGAAUUUGUUGCCAUUUUGCGUAUUAAAUACUCAGUACAUGUAAAGACGGUACAGUAUUACUCCUGAAUAUUACUUGAUUGAGAAUCUGCAGACGGCCCUUCCCGGGGUGGGGUCGCGGGGCGGGGGGGCAGUCACAUCCUCACUGCAGGUGUUCUCACCUGGUGUUUACGGCCUUCCGGGCUUAUGAAGGUAGCAUGUAGGAGACCCCGCUGGGGGGCAGUUCUUACCCUGGAUGUCAUUUGCUUCUUCCAGGAACUGCCUUCCAGAGUGACAUCUGUCACCUCUUAGAGCACUUGCUUAUGUUUGUACAUAUUUUCCACAAACAUAAUUUAGAUAGUGUGGUUAAGCAGGAUGCAAUCUUUUGUCUAAAGGUGCUGCAGUAAAAAUUUUUUGUCCUCCAACAUGGCACUUAGUGGAGGGUUUUUUUUUUUUUUUUUUUGGAUUUUACUUUGAAGACAUUAAAAAAUUAUAAAAUCAGGAAUUCCCACUGUGGCACAGUGGGUUAAUGAUCCAGCUUUCUCUGGGAGGUGCUGGUUCGAUCCCCUGCCCAGUGCAGUAGGUCAAAGAUCUGGCGUUGCUACAGCUGUGGCGUAGUCACAGCUCCAGCUCAGAUUAGAUCCCUGGCCUGGGAACUUCCAUAUGCUGUGAGCAUGGCUGAAAAAGAAAAAAAAAAAAAAAAUGUAAAAUCAUUGUGACAAUAUCUAGUAGGCUCUGAAAGGAAUUAUCAGCUUGUGUUUUCCCCAUGAAUGAUUCAGAACUGACGUCUGAUUUCUUUAUCAUGUAUGAGUGUCCUACAUCCGUUAUUUUUUCUGCAGAAUGUAAAAGAAAAAGUGACGAUAAUUAGUUUAUUCAAGUAUCCUGGCUGUAAAUGUUGCUAAAUAUAAUAUUUUAUGCAAUUAAGGGCUUAUGGAACAUAUUACUGAAUUUUUUACUUGUACCGGUAACAAGGAAUGUUUGCGCCUCCACUGUCGUGCUGCUUCUGGAUGUGAAGCCAUGUGAUUAUUUCUGCUGUUAUAUUAAGCGCCACAAUUUUAAUAAAGCAGAUGUACAUAUGAAA
Molecule: messenger RNA, 16058 nt
Organism: Sus scrofa (pig)
Lineage: Eukaryota; Metazoa; Chordata; Mammalia; Artiodactyla; Suidae
Gene: SACS
Product: sacsin molecular chaperone
Molecular function (GO): Hsp70 protein binding
Source: RefSeq, a predicted model, not a curated record